AUGGCCGUGGCCGCACGCGCACGGGGCUCGCCGCUCCUCCGCGCCCUCUCCGGCACGAGGGCGCGGCCGCCGCUGGCCCGAUCCAUCCACGAGGGGCCCGACACCAUCGACGAGCUCCUCGACCGCCACCUCUCCAAGAAGGGGCCCACCCCCUCCGCCAUCCUCGACGACGACGCGGCGGAGGCCCUGGCGCGGCGGAGGCUGACGAGCUCGCGGCGGGAGGCGCUGGGGCUGUACCGGGACAUCCUGCGCGCGACGCGCCUGUUCGAGUGGCCCGACGAGCGCGGCGUGCCGUGGCGCGACACGCUGCGCGCCAACGCGCGCCGCGAGUUCGAGGAGGCCCGCGGCGAGCGCGACCCGGAGGUGGUCGCGCGGCUCCUCAUCGGCGGCCGCGAUGCCGUCGACCAGGCCCUCGAGCGCGUCGCCGACGCCUCCCGCCGCAUGGUCCAGGCCGAGGAGGCCAAGCGCCGCGGCGGGCCGUAG
Triticum turgidum subsp. durum (durum wheat) is the source of this 483-nucleotide messenger RNA. The record is from the annotation of a GenBank genome assembly. Lineage: Eukaryota; Viridiplantae; Streptophyta; Magnoliopsida; Poales; Poaceae.